Humulus lupulus (European hop) is the source of this 1347-nucleotide messenger RNA. Its product is annotated as stemmadenine O-acetyltransferase-like. Lineage: Eukaryota; Viridiplantae; Streptophyta; Magnoliopsida; Rosales; Cannabaceae. The record is from RefSeq and is a predicted model, not a curated record. The transcript has a single exon. Bases 1 to 1347 code for a protein of 448 amino acids.
AUGGAGCUCAACAUUGUCUCAAGAGAAAUAAUUAAACCAUCUUCACAAACUCUCCAUCUGAAACCUUACAACCUCUGCCUUUUCGAUCAGCUCAUCCCUGAUACUUUUGUCUCUGUCAUUCUCUUCUACCCAGUGCAUGAUCCCACAGUCAUUGACCACUCCGAAGCCAUAACCCAACUGAAGAAAUCCUUGUCAAAGGCACUCAUCUUGUACUAUCCACUUUCUGGGAGAACCAAACAUAAUCUAUACGUAGAUGAUUUCUGUUCUGGUGUUAUUUUCUUAGAAGCCAGAGUCAAGUGUAAAAUGUACGAGUUCUUCCAAAGAAAAAACGAGUCUCAGAACCAGCUAGUCCCUUUUCAACCCUUUUGCCGAGAAAAAACGGGUGAUGUUCCCCCGAUCGCCUUCCAAGUGAACGUUUUCUCUUGUGGUGGGAUUGCACUCGGCAUUUCCUUGUGCCACAAGAAUGCCGACGCUGCAACCCUAAGCCAUUUUCUCAAAACAUGGGCAGCUUUCUCUACCGGCUCUCCUGAGAAAAUAAUAAAGCCCGAUCUCUCUUCUCCGGCCAUUCUCUUUCCUCCGCAAACAAAUGAUUUUCUCAACAAGUCCACAUCUCUGAUGGAUCGUUUAUGGUUCAGUGAAGGAGAUUAUGUUACAAAGAAAUAUGUUUUUCGUGCUAAGUCCAUAGAAACUCUUAAAGAAAGAGCGAAAAGCAAACGCGUUCCAACCCCAUCCCGCAACGAGGCAAUCUCGUGUUUGAUAUGGAAACAUGCAAUGGCAGCUUCAUGGGCAGCGUCUGGCUCCCCUAAGCCGUCGGUGGCGGGCCAAGCAGUGAACAUGCGGCCGCGAAUGAAGUCCGUCCACGGAGAUAAUUCGCUGGACAACGCCCUCGGAAACUUCUUCUGGUGGGCACUGGCGGCUUUUGAUCCUGAUGAUUAUAACGUUGAGAGUAGCAGUGAUGUGGAGCUAAGUGAAUUGGUGGUGCAGAUGAAGGGUGCAACGUCAGACUUCUUCAAUGGAGAUUUUAUUUCUGAAGUGAUGACCGGCAACAAAGAGGGACUGACUGAGAUUAUGAACCAGCUAGAGUAUAUGUGCUCCAUCGAGUUGGCAGAGCCUGACUUCAUUAUGUUCACGAGUUGGAAAGGUUAUUACAACGAGGUUGAUUUUGGCUUUGGGAAACCAUUCAGUGUAGGAACCAUAGGAAAGGUUGGCCCUGCGUUUAGAAAUUUGGUGAUAUUGGUUGAUGCUGAUGAUCAGUGGGGUAAAGGCUCAGUCGAGACAUUUAUUACCUUGCAACGUAAAGAAAUGGCUCUCCUGGAGAGUGACGACACUUUCAGGUUUUACCUCUGA